This is a messenger RNA of Saprolegnia parasitica CBS 223.65, 1596 nucleotides long. RefSeq lists its product as hypothetical. The record is from RefSeq and is a predicted model, not a curated record. The transcript has a single exon. Lineage: Eukaryota; Oomycota; Saprolegniomycetes; Saprolegniales; Saprolegniaceae. The annotation marks the transcript as partial.
AUGCUGUACGUUCUCGUCUCGCUAGGCACUGGUCUCUGGUACCUCUCCCUCCUCUCGCCCAGCCUCGCCAACGACCUCUGGUGGGCGGGGUACUCGCCGGCGCGCCACGAAGCCUUCCUCAUCGACGUCAUCAACGCGCAGCUGAUGCUAACACGCGCCAGUGCCCUUAAUGUCUACGCCGCCGACGCGACCGUCAACAAGGUCUACGCGUCGGCGACGGCAUCCUCCACCACAAUCCCGCCAACGUACGCUCGGCGCAUUGUCUUUAGUGAGCUGACGUCGAUCGAGUACGCAGUGCCGCAGCUGCGUCUUCUCAGCGCGCGCUGGUCGAUGCGCAUGUGUGUGCAGCACUGCUGGGUCGACUUCAACAAAACGUUUCAAGUCGCCCACACGGAGCUGCGGCAGCGCCGGUGCGAAGAGAGCUAUGCGACAAACGCAGCCGUUUAUAUGGAAGCCACGUUGCGCAAUGUGGUGUGGACCGACUAUGUAGCGGUCUGGGGCGGUGAAAAUGGUCCGUUUACCGUCGCCGUCGAGCUCGCACUACAAGAGACAAGCCACGGCCGGUUGUUCCUCCGCGGCGUAGCGACGGCGCGUGCCAUGACAUCGGUGGCCGACGAACUCAUCUACUGGCGACGCCAUAACUUGCGUUCGUUUGAACUACAGUGGCAGAACCGGUAUCGACCGGGCGUGACCGAGACAAUGGUCAUGCAGAAUGCACUCGGCAUGCCGCAGCUCUUGACGCUCAAGGACGUACCGCAAGGCGCGGGGCCGUGGACAUCGGUGAUUCUUUUCUGGCUGCCGCUCAACAACCUCUGGCAAAACCAAAUGUUCAACCGCAGCCUGAUCCGGGGCUCGUCACGGUACUUUCUCGCCAACAUCUCGGUAGACCUCCCGGCGCUCGACGUCGAGGUCAUGCACGGCAACACGAAUGUGCCCGGGCAGUUUGCCGCCCAAGCCGCCCAAUUUCGCCGCCUCAUUGGCCCCUUCCAGAGUGUCGACAGCCUCCAUGUUCCCGUCCCAAUAUCGCUUCUGAAGGCCGUUGCCGCGCUUCGUGUCACUGCCGCCAACGACGUGGCCGCUCUUGUGUCGCCGGCUACACCGAUUCAACUGAUGCCACUCGCGUGGCUCGGCUACAACUAUUAUGGCGGCAACCCGCUAUGUGUCGCGUUGCCAGCUACAUCGUACGUGCAGCAGUCGUUUGACUUUACAAACGACUGCUCAGCACCCAAACCACUCGAGGUGGUGCUCGACCCGCUCGCGCUUCUUGUCGCCCAUGUUGCCACCAUCAGCACACUGUCGAGCGAGACUCGUUGUGCUGCGGCAGCGCCUUCCUCGCUAGCCACGUGUUUGGCCGCGCUCAACAGCGUCGAUGCAAUCUGGCCCGCCCACGUGGCAAUCACUGAUUGGUCGGCCGCACGGCACGAUGUCGGCCUCGGCCUUGGGUUGAUGCAAUAUGCAACGACCGCGAACGGCACGUGGCGCGUGCUUCGGCAGCCACUACUGGAGCCGUCGUUUACGUUUUUUGGCUGGAUGUUCCUCGCCGACUGGGCGCUGGGGCGUCGGGAAGUGCUCUCGUUCCAAGGGGACGUCGGCAGC